This is a messenger RNA of Aaosphaeria arxii CBS 175.79, 2691 nucleotides long. Its product is annotated as glycoside hydrolase family 2 protein. Bases 1 to 2691 code for a protein of 896 amino acids. NCBI's taxonomy places the organism in Eukaryota, Fungi, Ascomycota, Dothideomycetes, Pleosporales. Gene Ontology annotation, biological process: carbohydrate metabolic process. The record is from RefSeq and is a predicted model, not a curated record. The transcript has a single exon. Gene Ontology annotation, molecular function: hydrolase activity, hydrolyzing O-glycosyl compounds.
AUGUCCUUCAAAUGUCAGAAACUCGUGGCUAUCAUUCUGCUAUCGCUAGCUCAAUACGGCUUACUCAGUGAUGCUCUCUCCACGAGCAGCGAAAGAGGGAAUACGACUUCGUAUGGACGUGCACGCAUCAAUAUCGACAACGGCUGGCGGUUCUUUCGGUCAGAAAGCAAUCCUGAUGGGCUCAGCUACGACACCCGACCGGGUCUUCCCUCGACGUCAGACACGGAAUCAUUGAAACUCUGGAUUCUGCCCUGCGGGAACCGAUUCAUUAAAGAUGUAGCCCAGAAACACGACAGGCCUACAAGUAAUCCAAAGAGCAACGUCUCUUUCGCACAAAACAGCUUCGAUGACACUGCCUGGGAGACGAUCAACCUCCCCCAUGAUUGGGCCAUCAAGGGUCCGUUUUAUGUCGGAGACAAUGUGCCUGUCACUGGAGGGAUGGGUCGAUUACCUGUGUAUGGCGUUGGGUGGUAUCGUCGCAAAAUAGAAAUUCUCUCUGAAGAUAGAGGAAAGUUCAUUUAUCUAGACAUCGAUGGUGCCAUGUCAUACGCAAUGGUCUGGCUGAACGGAAAUCUGGUCGGCGGAUGGCCUUACCCGUACAAUUCCUUUCGCCUCGAUCUAACGCCUUAUCUGGUUCCGGGAGAUGAGAAUAUCCUUGCAAUUCGAUUGGACAACCCAACUCAGUCCUCGCGGUGGUAUCCUGGUGGAGGCCUAUACAGACAUGUCUGGCUCACAAAAGCGGAACCUGUACAUGUAGCCCAAUGGGGCACAUACAUCACGAGUAGGGAUGUGUCUGCUGAGUCUGCGACUAUCGAUGCCGUUAUUCAGAUUGACAAUAAUGCGAACUCCAGCAAGGAGAUAGAGGUUGCUACCGACGUGUAUAUUCUCGAAGGGCAUGAGAGGAGGAAAGUGGCAUUCUUCCCAGUUGCCAGACUGGUACUUCCUGCAAGCGCAACAGAGCAGAUCAACGGAUCGGUAGAAGUAAAGAACCCGCAACUGUGGGGUCCACCACCAACACAGUUUCCACAUCUGUAUGUCGCUGUUACACGUAUAAAUUUCAACAACAAAACAAUAGACACCUACGAAACGAAUUUCGGUAUCCGCUCACUAGUUUUCAAUUCUGAAAAGGGUCUCCUUAUCAAUGACGAGCAUGUACGCAUCCAAGGUGUAAACCAGCAUCAUGAUCUAGGAGCGCUAGGAGCGGCUUUUAAUACUCGGGCAGCGGAACGACAGCUAGAAGUUCUUCGCGAUAUGGGAUGCAACGCAAUUCGAAUGUCUCACAACCCGCCUGCACCAGAGCUGUUGGCGUUGACUGAUCGUAUGGGAUUCCUGGUCAUAGAUGAAGUGUUCGAUAUGUGGGAACGCCAGAAGACGCCAGCGGAUUAUCACUUGCUAUUCACCGAUUGGCACGAACCAGAUCUUCGCGCCUUUCUACGGCGCGAUCGAAACCAUCCAUCCAUUGUGGCGUGGAGUUUUGGUAACGAAGUAGGUGAACAAACUACUGGGGAAUCUGGAGCAGUACUGGCCACUAGACUGCGUAAUAUUGUUCACGAAGAGGAUCCAACUCGACCAGGCACCGCUUCAAUGAACGCUGCAGAACCAAACAUGCCAUUCCCGCAGGCUUUAGACAUCCUGAGCCUGAACUACCAAGGGGAAGGUUUCCGGGAUACACCAGCAUACUCCCAUCUUCCUGGCAGAAAAACAAAACCUUUGUACGCUGACUUCCAUGAAGCCUUCCCUGAAAAUAUGCUACUUAGCAGUGAAACUGCGGCAACUCUCAGCAUGCGUGGUGCGUACAUAUUUCCAGUGACGCGGGAGAUCAGUGCGCCAGUGAAUGACACGAGCGGAGGUAACUCCACAUCGUUUCAAGUCAGUGCGUACGAAUUGCAUACAGCCGAUUUCGGUUCCUCUCCAGACAAGGUAUUUCCAACGCAAGAUAAAAACCCGUACGUCGCCGGGGAAUUUGUCUGGUCAGGCUGGGACUAUCUAGGCGAGCCAACGCCCUAUUACUCGGCCCGAAGCUCAUACUUUGGCAUUGUGGAUUUGGCUGGGUUUAAAAAAGAUCGCUUCUUUUUAUAUCAGUCUCGUUGGCGUCCUGAUCUUAAGAUGGCACACAUCCUCCCGCAUUGGACCUGGCCUGAUCGGGCAGGGCAAACAACCCCAGUGCACGUAUUUUCAGCCGCUGAUGAAGCUGAAUUAUUCUUGAAUGGAAAAUCACAAGGUCGGAAGAAGAAACAAGAAUACGAGUACCGAUUCCGAUGGGACGACGUCAAGUACCAAUCUGGAGAACUGCAUGUUGUUGCAUACAAGAACGGAACUAAAUGGGCAGAAGAAACUACGCGAACCGCUGGGGAGAGCACAGGGCUAGAUGUUACGGCUGACCGGACUACUAUCAGAGCUGAUGGGGUUGAUCUGUCCUUCAUUACCGUCAAAGUUGUUGAUAGCCAAGGAAACACUGUGCCUCAUGCGGCUGACAACAUUACGUUAUCUAUAUCUGGACCCGGCGAGAUUGUGGCUACGGACAAUGGCAACCCUGUGGACUUCACUUCAUUCUCAUCUAAAGAGCGAAAGGCAUUCAAUGGCCUGGCACUUGCCAUUAUCCGCACUACAGACCGGACAGUGGGACAAAUUAAGGUUGUAGCAACGGCGAAGGGCUUAGAAACUGCACAAAUAGUAUUAGAGGCGCAAUAA